Diaporthe citri is the source of this 1431-nucleotide messenger RNA. RefSeq lists its product as uncharacterized. Bases 1 to 1431 code for a protein of 476 amino acids. The transcript is spliced from 2 exons. The record is from RefSeq and is a predicted model, not a curated record. Lineage: Eukaryota; Fungi; Ascomycota; Sordariomycetes; Diaporthales; Diaporthaceae.
AUGGCGUCAACGUAUUUAAAGGCAUUCACGUAUGACGCGUUCGAAUUCGGCAACGAAUGCGCGCAGCUGGGUCAGGACGGCACCGUCUCAGGCUCGGAGGACUGCCUGUUCCUCAAUAUCUGGACUCCUGAGAACUUCAACAACGAGUCCAACUACCCUGUCUACCUUUGGAGCUACGGAGGCAGAUUUUCCGGGGGAUCAGGCUCACAGGAGACAUACGACGGGUCUGGGUUGGCGGCAAAAGGCGUAGUCGUGGUGACUUACAACUCUCGGCUUGGUUUACUUGGCGGUCUCGCCCAUCCUGAGUCUGCCGAAGCUGAGGGCAAUUCCACUGGCAAUUGGUCUUUGCAGGACCAGAUCGCCUGUCUACACUGGACAAACGAGAACAUCCAGCUUUUUGGGGGCAAUCCUGGUCAAAUCACUGUUGGUGGUCAGUCCGCCGGAUCUUCUAUUGCUCUUGAUCUGGUGUACUCUCCUCUGGCAGCUGGUCUCUUCCAGGGAGCCAUAGCAGAGAGUGGAGCCCGGGCUCCCCACGACCCUUUGACCGGCUCUCUUGCCACCAGCCACCGCAACAAGUCGCAGGCCGAAGCCCAGGGCGUUGACUUCCUCACAUUUCUGACCGUCAGCUCGAUCGAGGAAGCUCGCCAACUCCCGCUGAAGACGCCAUUGGCUGCCAGUCCCCAAUCAGACACGACUUUUGUCGGCACACCGUUCGAGAACAACUCAGCGUAUAUGGAGCCUCCGGUCUUUCGUCCCGUGAUCGACGGAUAUGUGCUACUGGAUACAUACGCAGCUACCCUGGCAAACCAUUCACAGAAUGAUGUGCCCGUCCUCACAGGCAACAAUCGUGACGAGAGUGGAGCAUCUCCUGACCCACGCACAAUGGACCUAGCCGAAUACAACUCGAGUAACAAAGCUAUUUUCGCACCCAUUGGAUUGGAGGAUGCAGACUUUCAGCUCUUCCCGGCGCAGACAGCAUCUGAGGCUGGUACACAGACCAACAACUUCUACCGCAAUCAAAGCCUGUUCUCAUCAUGGAGCUGGGCAAACGCAUGGGCUGCUGGUGGUGCCAGCAGCAGCGUCUAUACUUAUUUCUGGACACAUGCGCCACCAGGGCAGAGUGCGGGUGCCUACCAUGGGAGCGAACUGAACUAUGCCUUCAACAAUAUCCCAUGGGCUCCGACGCUUAUGGGACAGACACUCAACUGGACAGCUGAGGACUCUGCGAUCCAGGUCACAAUCUCUCAAUUCUGGUACAACUUCAUCGCUACGGGCAACCCGAACGGCCAGAACUUGACAGCGUGGGCACCUAGCACCAACCAGUCCGCGACAACAAUGGUUUUGGGAGACGCCUACGGAAGCAUCCCCGUGGCUUCGGAGGAUGUGAUUGAGUUUAUGACAGAAUAUUUUGCGCAGGAAAUUGUGUACUAG